UACAAUAUUUUAUUUAUUAUAAAAUAAAAAAUAAAUUAUGUAGUCACCUCCAAAUAAUGUUAAAAAUCAAAGAAAUAUUCGUAUUUAUAUUUAUUUAAGAGAAUUUAUUUUUAUUUUAUUAUUGAUAUUUGAUUUUCGAAAUGAGUCCAAUGCCUGACCAGAGAAACUACCUUACCGGCCUUCUCAGCUGCAGGCUCCAAAAACCCUAAACUUAGUCUAGGGUUUCUUCACUUCUCCUCCUCCGCCGCCGCUACCGACUCACCGCCGUGUCGGCCCGUUGGUUUGAGGUUAUUGCAUCGUCUUCCGCUUGGCCAUGUCUCUUCUGGAACUUGUUACCAAGGCCGCCGCCAAUCCCAAAACCCUCACCGCUCCAUCCACCUAUCCAAUCAUUCUCAACCCAGAAGACUCUCUCCUCAGCUUAAACCCCAAUGUCGAAAACCCAGAUCCCAAUUCUCUUGUCGUUCCCGUUUCCGGGUUUCAAAUCUCGCAAACCGAUUCCGAGAUCAUCGACUCGGCUAACAAAUUCUUCAAAAAGCUCAAGCGGAAGCUCAAAAACCCUAGCAGUUUUAAUACUGAUGAUUUGAUCGGGAUUUUGAGUUCUUUUCUCGAGAAAAAUGGCAAGAAAGUUGAUGUCUCUGUUGGUGUCGACCCAUCGACUGAAGGGUACACACGGGUGUUGAUUGAAAAGCUAGGGUUUUUGAUGGGUCGGGAUGUGUCGGAGUUGGUUUUGGAGGCGUGUCUUGUUUUGGGGAAUUGGGAGUUGGUGGAAGCACUGAUUGUUAAUGGGCAUGUUGCACAUUCUAGUUAUUCGAAUUUGGUUUCAGUUUUGGUGGAGAAAAGGAGGUCAGACUUGGUUUGUUUAUGCAUUAAACAUUUUACAGAUCUCGGAUCUUCUGAACUACUCUGCAUUUUGAAAUACUUCCUAUUGCCGCCUAGAGGGGCUUAUAGCAGUAUGGUUGCAGUGAGGAAAGGUUGGGAAAGCCAAGCGAAAUUGGCUAUAGAAAAGGCAAGCAAUAAGGAUCUCAAAGGGAAGAAAUCGCAUGUGGCAAAGGAGGCUGCAGUGUUGCUUGUGAUUGCCCAUGAUGAGUUUUUGGCUUCUGAGUUGUGUCUGCAUUAUCUGUUAUCUUCCCCAAAUCUUGAUGAUGUGAUAUUCCCAUAUUCUAUUAGUAAAUUGAAUGGUGAAGAGAUCAUGAGUUUGAUUCGAUACUUGGGAAAGUGGUUAAAGAAGUACGAGAGGUUUCCACAAGCAGGUCCAUGCCCAAAGGCAUCCUCAAUGUUGGGGUUGAAGGCUUGUGAUUCGGUUCCUACCCUUGAAGCAGUGGUCAAAUGUUUUGGGCUCGUUCUGAACGAGCAUUUCUCUUCAUUAGUGUUGAAUUUGGAGUUCCGUGAAGAGCUGAGAUCCAUGAAGGCAGUGGUUACUUCUUUAGCCUUGGAAGCAAGACUGUGUUGUUCUGUGGCAAAUGUGGUUGAGGAUUUGAGAGCUGAAGCUGAAAGUGCCUAGUACAAACUUGGAGCCUCUGCUAGUAUUGCAUUUUCGACACUGAUCAUCAUCUAUACUGUUGGUGUACCUUUAGUACAAUUUUGGAAUGAAUUGAAGCUUAUUUUAAAUA
Molecule: messenger RNA, 1610 nt
Organism: Vitis vinifera (wine grape)
Lineage: Eukaryota; Viridiplantae; Streptophyta; Magnoliopsida; Vitales; Vitaceae
Exons: 1
Coding region: 314-1501 (395 amino acids)
Source: RefSeq, a predicted model, not a curated record